CGUGGCCGCCAGGCAAACUCUGAUUUCAGCUCAUACGAGAACCGUCGGUGCUUGGCACCGUUCCUCCCACUCCCCCCACCCUCGACGACGCCGCCGCCGCCGCCGCCGCCACGUCCAUCGUCGAGCACAGCUUCCGCAACGACGCCGACGAGUCCCAGCCAUCACCACCGCGGCACAGGUACGCCCCACCCGAGGCGCCCGUUCCCGCCUCUGUCGACGAGUUCGCUUUCUCCACCCAGCAUUUUCGCUGGCAGGCACACGCAGUACGAGUUCUGGAUCUGUGUAGCAAUGUCGUGCUCCUGUUCAUUUCCUGUCUCGCCUCCGCAGGCUCCCUAUUCCAAUACACCGGUGCCAGCGCCAAAUACCCGCACCCAGCAUGAGCGUAUUCAACCCAAAAAUUCUCGAUGCCAGCAUCCGGGACAUCACGACAGAUCUCGCUGACGAGCAGAAAGUCGACGUGCUGAUCUACGCCAUGCAACAUCUGAAACUGGACCGGUCGGUACCCCGUUCUCGUUCUCGUCCCCGUGCCCCGGCUCACCCAUCCCCCCCGCUGCAGUUCCAGGACCGUCAUCGAAAACGCAGUCGAGUCCUGCCUCAAGCUCCCAAAGCUCUCUCCAGAAACAUCAAACAAGGCCCGUCUCCUGCGCGCAAAGGCUCGCCUCGCCGUCAGCCUCCACGCUGGCGCGCAUCAAGGUCGGGGCCCCUUCUAGCCUGCCGGCCGUGGUCCGUUCCAGACUGACGCACC
This is a messenger RNA of Phanerochaete carnosa HHB-10118-sp, 745 nucleotides long. RefSeq lists its product as uncharacterized. The transcript has a single exon. The record is from RefSeq and is a predicted model, not a curated record. NCBI's taxonomy places the organism in Eukaryota, Fungi, Basidiomycota, Agaricomycetes, Polyporales, Phanerochaetaceae. The coding region runs from base 377 to 739 and encodes 120 amino acids.